Ilex paraguariensis (yerba mate) is the source of this 966-nucleotide messenger RNA. NCBI's taxonomy places the organism in Eukaryota, Viridiplantae, Streptophyta, Magnoliopsida, Aquifoliales, Aquifoliaceae. The record is from the annotation of a GenBank genome assembly.
AUGUGUGGAAGAAAACCAGACCCCAGAAAAAGAGAGAGAUACGAGAGAGAACCUGAAAGAGACCUGAUAAAGAGGAACAAGAGGAAGAGGAAGAGGAAAAGUGGACAUAGUCGGAGAGGGAGAAUGAGGGUUUCUUCAAAACCCGUAUCGAGUCCAAGCAGGACAGAGAAGUUUCAGCCUCCAUUGAUGCUGAGGUUUCUGAGAAGCAAUGUGGGAAGUAGAAGCAGAGGAAGGUCACGUUCAAGCCCAAUGUUCGUACGCAAAAAGAACGCAGUGAUUGAAACCACCCAAGAGCCAUCUUCACCAAAAGUCACUUGCAUGGGCCAAGUUCGAGUCCGAAGGUCCUCCAAGAACAACUCCGGCAGCAAAACCGGCCGCCGCCUGCCAAGAACGCCGGCCAAACAUCGGCCCUGUCUGUGGGUUCGAAAAACUCUGUUCUGUCGCCGUUUUGCUCAGAAUCACAAGCCCAAAUCGUUUCGUCACAUUUGGCGCAAAUGCGUUUCGUUUUUUCGAUUUGGGUAUUGCAAAAAGGUCGGUACUGUAGACCAUUCGUCCAAGGUAGAAUCGAAUGGAAGAGGUCAAUUUACAGUGAAUGGUAGUGAGAGAGAGAAUGAAAAUGAGGACGUUGCUGAAGAAGAAGAACAAGCUCAAGUUGAAGAAGCAAAUGUGGGUUUCAAGUGUUCUGAGCCGCCAAAGAAUGCGUUUUUAUUGACUAGAUGUAGAUCUGCACCAUAUAGAUCUUCAUCGCUUGCAAGUAGGUUUUGGGGUUCACCUUUGUCAACACCAGGAACAGGUGACAGUGAAAAUGAGGUAAAUAAAGGACAUCACCAGCAACAAAUAGGGAGGAAAAUUGAGAAACCCAGCUUGGAGAGAGAGCCCAAUUAUAUUGCAGAAUCAAAAGAUGAUCAAGAAAGUGAGGGAAAUCAGGGGAUUUGCAUAGAAUUGAUGGUUCAAUCAAUGGGAUAA